UUUAUGAGUUUUUUACCCUUGCAUUCACGUCAUCGCAAAAUGUAACCAAAAUGAUCAGAAAGACAAAAUGUGCACCAUUCUUACAUAGUCAAAAGAAGAAACAUGGACUGCAAAAAUUAUUUGCGUUUUCUUUGUCUCGUUGUCGUGGUUCAUUAUUCUAUGGGCCGUGUGCUAAGCAAUGGAGAUUGCAUAUACUCUGUGAAUGAAACAUCAACAGAUGAUGCGCCUUUUAAUAAAUCAACUCAGAUUUGUUGUACAAAAUCAGGAGUUCACGAUAAAUAUUAUAAAGGACACGAAGUGGGAUGUUGUGGGGAUACAACAUACAUACCAGAGAUAGAUCUCUGCUGUGAUGGAAAAGUUUACAACAGACCUGGCACUGAACGGAUAGGCAAUGGAAAUUAUUCUCGUUAUACGAACA
Messenger RNA from Saccostrea cuccullata (small rock oyster), 418 nucleotides. RefSeq lists its product as uncharacterized. The transcript has 3 exons. The record is from RefSeq and is a predicted model, not a curated record. NCBI's taxonomy places the organism in Eukaryota, Metazoa, Mollusca, Bivalvia, Ostreida, Ostreidae. The annotation marks the transcript as partial.